CCCUUCACUAAUAGUUUGACAGCUCGGUCAUUACUGUGGAAACGAAAAACGUGUACGGUUAUAGCAAUAUGAGUGAAAGUUCAACGGAAGAUUACAGCCCGAAUGAUGGCGAUUCGAAUGGUUCGGAAGGCAGCUCCGUCGCGGCGCCGGCCAACAACGACGCGGAUGAUGCCAUGAUCCUGGAUUUCAUAAACCAGCAUGCCAACUACAUCGACGUCUCUUCCGCAUCCGCUAAUCUUGAUAAUCAGCCCGAGGAAGACUUUAAUUUGGACUUGAAUUUCGAUUGGACCACGAUGGUCAACAAUGAUAUGUGCCAGCCUCUGAUUGACUUGAGCGAGGAUGCCGCGGAGGGUGCAGAAGGACCUUCCUCCUCUGGCCGCCGACCAAUCGGCAAGAACAUUUCCAACCAGAUGCCAGAGUCGGAUGUGGAGACUGAAUCGGAUACAGACUCUGAGGGGAAUGUGAGCAACGAUGGGGCAAGCGACGAUGAUUCUUCGCAGUCUGACAGUCCCAAUGGGGACAAUGACGAGGCAGAUUUGACAGGCCGUGACUCGAAGGAUUUAGAGGAUAGCAACGAUAUGCCCUCAACUUCCACUGGCGGGUCAUCAUCAUCGACUUCACCGACCACCUCAUCAGACGCAGUGGAUGGUAUGAAGGACUCGACUCCCGAGGCCGAAGAUGCCUCCGAAAAUCUCUCAGAUUCUGGCGUUCAGGAUCGUCCGGCUGGUGGGAAGCCCAGUUUCGGGUCCUAUCCGAGGAACUAUCCGGCAGCUGGCAAGCCCAGUCUGAGCUGCAAGCCACCUCGAACCCCCAGAGGCGGCAAAGGAUCUGGCAAAGUGAUUCAGUCCGGCGGCAAGUUGUCCCGUCCCAUGGCCGCCAAUCAAUUGAAUAGAGCCAUGCCGGUGGCACAGAAGCCUUUACAUCCCUACAUGCCCCCGUCGCGGGGCAAGCAGAUCAACAACUACGCCUAUACGCAGCAGCGCGGCAAGCAGAUCCACAACAUGAUGCCCCCGGGUGGCAAGCUCUCGCGUGGCAAGCAAAUCAGCAACGCUCCUCCGCCUCGUCGUCCACCGUCGGGCAAGAAAAUCAGCAUGACAGCGUUUAUGAAUGGAUCGAUUACUCGCCUGGAAGACAGGCCCCGUUCACCGGCUGUCAGAUCACCGUCAUCCUCAUCCUGCGAUUCCUCCUCGUCGGGUUCCGGGUCCUCAUCGGGCUCCAGCUCGGGAUCAAGUUCUAGUUCCGGGUCAGGCUCAGGCUCAGGCUCCAGCUCAAGCUCAGGCUCUGGCUCAAGCUCCAGCUCCAGCUCGAGCUCCGGCUCUGAUUCUGAUUCCUCCAAGAAGUCCACCAAAUCGGCAUCCAAACCGGAAUCCAAGUCCGAAUCUAAACCUACAUCCAAGUCAGAGUCGAAAUCUACAACGAAGUCUGCAUCCAAUGCGAAGUCUGCACCCAAAUCUUCACCCAAAUCUUCAUCCAAGCCUUCAUCCAAACCGGCACCCAAGUCCCAUGCUCCGCUCACUUCAGAGGAGGCCGGACGCAGAGCAGCUGCCCGAUUGUCUGAAAGCUCAUCCUCAGAAUCGGCAUCGCCACCCCGAAAGUCGCCGAAGGGAAAGCGUCCAUCGCCAGUGGUAUCUGCCCCUGGAAACCGUGUGGCCUUCGCCGACUUGCCGCUCCGGUACAACCCCCAGUUGGGCCAGCCAGAGAGCUUGGACACACCCACGCCCCCCCAAACACCGGUUCAUCUGCCAUCGCUGCCCAGCUUAAACUCACCAGAUCCUCACCGUCCCCGGAAACCCAUCGCCAGUCUGCCCUCCCCGUUGAAGGAUUCUCUUCGCGUGCCGGUACUGUCGGAGUCCUCAUCUACAUCUUCCUCGCGGUCAUCGUCGGUAACCCGUCGCGCCCGCCAACGUCAGACCGACAAGAAGGAGGAUGCGCUAUCCCAUUCAUCUCUCGAAGAAUCACUAAAGGCCAUAUCACAAUCUCAAUCCUCAUCCGCAGAGGCACCUUCUGGCUCUGCUACUGGGUCUGGCACUCGCCCCAAAGCUGGCACAGGUUCUGUCAUCUCUGUCCCCAAAGCUGGUUCGGGUUCUGCCACUUCUGGCUCAGCGAUCACCGCAACUAGCACAGCAGCCGCCAUCUCUGGCUCAUCAGCCCUCACUGGCUCCUCUAGCUCCUCGCGCAGCUUGGGAUCAGCGGGCAUCUCUAUUUCAACAGCCUUUAGAGGAUCUGCAUCAGGCUCUCAAUUUCAAGCUCGUUUAACUGGGUCUAUCAACUCAUCGGGUUCAUCUUCAGGCCCCCGUUCCAGAGGGGCUGCUGGUUCUGGCAACAAGACCAAGAACGACCCUUCCAUUUUUCCAUUGGGAAAGAAGGGCAGCGGAAGCGGAAACAUAAAUCCCGAUAGUACGUCGAACACGAAGACCCAGUUCAACGUAACUAUAGAGUCAGAUGCUAAAGUUGAUUUGAAGGCUAUGUUGAAACCCAAUGCGGCUGAAAAGCCGGACCCGAGCGUUCCCCAGAAGCGAAGACUGCCUCCCGUUCCGCCCAGGCGCGUCCUGAAGCCCGUUGCCAAGAUCCAAGAGGACAGCCUGUCGUUUACCAGGAUUCAUACACAGCCGAAGCGAUUGGUGAAUCCGGUUAAACAGAACCAAAUAAGUAUACCCGCAGCCAUGGAGAAGCCGCCAAAUGCUGCCAUGCUGGCCCUGAACAAGCCGUCGGAGAAGCCCUCUGGUCCUCCAGGUCAGCAAGCUAAUAAGAGUCAAGUCCAAUUGAACACCACCGAUCCUGGAAUGAAAUUGCCGACAAAAUCUGACGAAGCUGCUGCUGUCAAUGACGAAAAUUCGUCUGCCCUUCCAAAUCUCAUGCAGCGCAGAAAGACAGUCGACCAGAAAACCUUGAAUGAGAAAAUUCAAACCGAAGCUUCUAAAAACUCAACCGAGAAUGAGAAGCCCUCUGGGUCGGCAAAUAUGCAGAGAAGACAGACGGUUGAUCACGUUUUCUUUGGAAGGCCAGUGGCAAAGAAGCCUUCCAGUUCAGCAGGUCAAGUGGAAAACGAGCGUCCAGUCAUCAAUCCUCUUGAUAUACCUCUGGUGAAUCAAAAGCGUAAGAUGCCCGAUGUGCCGUGCUGGAAGCCCAAUGGGCGGAAGCCUGCCAGGAAGAGGAAGCCAGCCGUGGAACCGGAUCCGUCGCAACCCAAACGAAAGCCCGGAAGACCUCGUAAAUAUCCACUUGUAGAGCCGCAGCUAUCGGCAACAGGUGAGCCCAUUGUUAAAGAACGAAAAAAGAGAGGCCCGUAUAAGAAAAGGAUUAAGCCGGGACAGGAUGCUACGAAUCCUUCCCAAGGCAAUCCAGACGCGACUAAGCCAACCGAUCCUCCAACAAAUACGGAAGAAAAACCAAAAGCUAAACGAGGUAGAAAGCCCAAAAUUAAAGCGGUUGAAGUCCCUAUCCCUAAUGCACCUCUCGAAGUCCCCAGUACCUCUGCUGCACCUGUAGAAGUCCCCAGUACCUCUAAAAUGGCGGCAAUUGACGGACCAAAGGUUGCAAAUGUGCUUCAGGCAAAGCCCGAUAUUGGCCUUCCCAAAGAAGUCAAUCCCAAUAAUAUGGAGGCCAAAAACAUGGCGAAAAAAACUAUCAAAAUGGGCAACAGUGGCAGCCCACUGGAAAAUGGUCUUCCGAAAAUACUCCUAGAAACUAAUGAAGGAGUUGUGGAGGAGAAAUUGUAUAGAAAGCCUCAGGAGGCCAGAAGGAUGCAGGGAGAGACGAUCGAAAUGAAAACCUGUGAAAGACCACAGGAAGCUACGAACUUAGUAGAAAACACACCUGCUUCCAGAGUGUUAAACGAUAGAGUACAACUGGAAGCCAGGCAAGUGGAGAGGCAGUUCAGUUCCAAAAUGGCCAAUGGUGAAAGGCCGAUGGAAGAAAAGCGACCAUCCCCUUCCAGAAACAUGGCGGGAAGACCACCAUCUACUUCCAAAGUCCUGGAGGAAAAUCCUCUGAAAGCUAAUGAACUGGAAGGACGAUCAUCUUCUUCCUCAAUAAUAAAUGAUGGAAACAUGGCGGAAAUACCAUUUGCUGGCCGAAAACUGGAAGAAGAAAAGAAUAUAGGGACAACCAGUGCAAGACCACUGGAAACUAAUAUUGUGGAAGAAAGUCCUCUGGAAGCCAGAAGAAUGGAGGAGCGUUCCACAAUGAUGAAUGAAGCAUCAGCCUCUUCUAGAAUAUUAUUGGAGGCCAGACAAAUAGAGAGGCAUUUAAGCUCCAAAAUGGCAAACAGUGGAAGGCCUGUGGAAGCCAGACAACCUAUGGUCCUAGCCAUAGAAGGAGGACCAGCCAUGCCCAGACUGUCAAGUGAUGUAAUAUCACUAAAGGCAAGGCAAGUGGUAGAGGGUACACCCACUUUCCCACCCAAAAUGGCAAAAGGUGGUUGGCCGAUGGCAGCUAGAAGAAUAGAGGCUGAACCAUCCCCUUCCAUCUGGGCAGGCGGUACUAUGCCGAAUGAGGCCAAACGCAUAGAAGAGAGACAGCCGUCCACUUCUGAAAACCUGGAGGAAAGAUGGCCAUCCACUUCCAGAAAGAUGGAAGAAAAACGACCAUCUAAUUCCAGAGACAUAGAGGAAGCAAAACGACAAUCCGCUUCCAGAAUCAUGGACAAAAUUCAUCCAGAAUCUUUCCGAAACACAGACGAAAGACGACCACUCGAUCCUAGAAGCAUAGAGGAAGAAGCUUGUCGAAUGGGAAUUGUCGAAAGACAGUCCUUCUCCAGAAUGGCAAACGAUAAAAAGCCAGUAGAAGAACAAUACAUGACUGAAAGACCAGCUAAUUUAAUACCACUGGAGGCCAGAAAAAUUGAGGAGAGGGCAUCGACUUCCAAAAUGAGGCUAGAAGUGGCUGUAGAGGCUGAACCAUCCCCUUCUGGAAGGGCAGGUGGUGAAAGAUCGAUGGGAGUCCGACGCAAGGAAGAAGGACGUUCAUCCACUUCCAAGGGCAUAGAGGAAAAGCCUGUGAAAGUUAGAGAACUGGAAGAACAAACUUCUACUUCCGGAGUAAUAAUGGAUGAAAAGCCACUUGAAGCGAAACAAAUGGCGCAGAAACAAUCUAUAAGUGGGUUGGCAAGAAGUGAAAGGCCUAUGGAAGAAGGAAAAAUGAUGGAAGAAACCAUCACUGGAAGGUCUCUGGAAGUUAAAAAAAUAGAAGCCACACGCAUGACGGACAGAAAACUAUGCACUUCUGGAUACGUAGAGGAAGGACACCCAUCCACUUCCAGAAACAUGGUGAAAACACAGCCUUCCACUGGAAAAAACGUGGAAGAAAGACGACCAUCCACUUCCAGAAAUAUGGACGAAAAACGAACAAGCAUUUCCAAAGAUAUGGAGGAUAGACGUCCAUCCCCUUCCAAAUACUUGGAGGAUGGACAACCCUCCACUUCCAUAAAUAUUGAAGAAAAUCGACCAUCCACUUCCACAAACAUGGAGGAGGGACGACCAUCCAUUUCCAGAAUCCAGAUUUCUCGAGGGAGCGCCGAUGAAAAGGCCCUGGAAGCUGGAAAGAUGGAGCAAACACCAUGCACUUUCAAAAUGGCACCGGUUCAAAGGCUGAUAGAAGCCAGAGAUAUGGAGCAAAAGCCAGAGAUAUUUACUCCCAAAAAAAUGGAGGAAGAACCUCAUGGAAUGAAGUACGAUGGAUGGCCAGCUAAAGGCAUGGAAAACAGCCCAUCCAGUUCCAUAAGCACGGAGGAAAGACGAUCAUCCAAUGCUAGAAUCUUGGCGGAAGAAUCUCAUGGAACGAAAAUGGGUGAAAAGCAUCUGGAAGCUGGAAAGAUGGAGCAAAUCCCUUCCAAAGUGACUAUGGAAUGGCCACUGGAAAUGCAGGACACACCAUCCACUUCCAAAGUGGCAAUCGGUGGAAGUCGAAUGGAAGCCAGUAAGGUUGAGGAGAUGGAGGAGAGACCAUCCACAUCCGGAGUGUCGAAUAGAGAAAGUCCGAUGGAAGCAAACAAAAUUAUUGAAAAACUACCUACUUUCCAAGUGGAAUACUGUACUCAGAUUGACGAAAAACUGACCACCUCAGGAAUUCCAAAUGAAGGGGACAGUCCUCCUGAGACUGCCAGUAAUUUGAUGACUGAGACAGCAUCCACAUCCGAAACGUCCAUGAAUGCUUCUAUUCCUAUCAAUGAAGUACCAGAAAAGGCUGGCAUGCCGGAAGCUGGCCAGAAAAAUCGAAAAAUUCUUAUUCGUCCAGUAAGCGUAAUACCGGUAUCGGCACCUAUUCUAAAGUAUAAUCCAAUAGUGCCCCCGGUACGGGGAUCGGGUAUGCAGGUGGGGACUGAACCAGAGAGUUCCGAGAAUGUAGGUCCCUUGGAAGAACCUGAGGAUGAUGCUAUUUCUACCCAUGAAGAACCUCAGAAAGAUUCUAGUCCUGUCCAUGAAGACCCUCCGGGAGAUGUUGGUACACCCCGUGGGGAGUCCCUGGGUGAUUCAACUCCAAUCUAUGACGAGUCUCUGGAUGGUUUCAGUCCACUCUACGAAGUCCGAGUGAAACCUGUAGUAGAGGGUGAGAACUCAAUACCACUUAAGGGAGAAGAAAAAACGUAUUGCCGUUCCUCUGCAAUAAAUAGUCUCUUCGAGUAUGACGAGAAUGAAAAAAUCGCUAAAUCCCAAGAGUACUAUGACCAGUAUGACUCAGAGCCUAGUCCCAUUUAUGUCGAGGAUGACGAUCAGCCCUCAACAUCAAGAGCUGCUAUGCUUCAGCUCCAAGAAAAUGCCAUGAAAAACAGGGCAACUACCAUUAAAAGUGACGACGAAUUUCGGGAUGUAUGGGCUAGUUGUUCUGAAGAAAAGAGCAAUGAAACUGAACAUACAACUGAAGCCGAAGAAGAUCCACCCAAAAUGGUAAGUCCCCAAAUGAAGAUUAUUUUUCCCGAAGAGGAUAAUCCUCUAAAGAUUAAGAUUGUCAAGUGUAAGAGCAAUCACUCAGAAGAAGUGGAAAAGGCAACUCCUAUUGAGGUGGAGAAGCAUAUUGCCAAAGGGGGGAGCUCAACUCCUUCGAUCACGAAAGAAAAUUCAACCGAAGGAGCCACAGAAGACGUUCAUUUAAAAGAGGGGACAAAACGGGACACGAGAACCUCUACAGUUCGCCAAAAACAAUCUUAUUCAAAAGAAUCCCAUCAAAAAUUGGAAAAUCAUUCCCUCGUAGCGGAUCUUUCCAAGCUGGACAAAAAACCUAGAGAAGAAUAUCAUCCAAGAGAUUCUCAUUCAAGAGAGUCUCGAUCAAGAGAACGCCAUUCAAGAGAAUCUCAUUCAAGGGAAUCUCAUACAAAAGAGUUUUAUUCAGAAGAAUCCUUCGCAAAGUUCAAAAAUCAUUCCCCAGAUGCUAGUCUUUCCCAACGGGACAAGAAAUUUAAAGAAUGUCUUCCAAUGGAAUGUCAUUCAGAAGAUUCUCAUCCAAAAGAAUCUUAUCCAAAUGAGUUGAAUUCAAAUUUAAAUCAUUCCCGUCUAGCUGAUUGUCCAAUCAUGGCCAAAAAACCUAGAAAAGAAUCUCCACCAAGAGAAUCUCAUAUAAAUGAAUCUAAUUUAAGAGAAUCUAAUAUUAGAGAAUCUCAUUCAAUAGAAUCCCACUCAAGAAAUUCGCGUCCAAAAGAAUCAAAUUCAAAGGAAUCUUUGUCAAAAUUGGAAAAUCAUACCCCAGAAGCAGAUCUUUCCAAACGGGACAAGAAGCGUGAGGAAGAAUGUAGUCCCAAAGAAGAAUCCCAAGAAGAAUAUUAUCCGAAAAAAUAUUCAAAAGACUCUGAUCCAAAAGAGUCUUAUACAAAAAUUGAAAAUCGUUCUCUCGAAGCUGAUCUUUCCAAACGUGACAAAAAUCGUAGAGAAGAACUUCGUCCCAGAGAAUCUCAUAAAAAUGGAUCUUAUCCAAAAGAAUCUUUGUCGCAAGUGGAAAAUCAUUCUCCCGAAGCUGAUCUUUCCAAACAUAACAAAAAUCCUAUAGAAAAAUGUCAUCCAAAAGAGUCCCAUCCGAAAGAAUUUCCUGCAAAAGAUUCUAAUCCAAAAGAGUCUUUUUCGAAGGAAUCGCAUCAUUCCACCAAAGAUGAUCUUUCCCAACGGGAUAAGAAGCCUAGAGAAGAAACUCUUCCCAGAGAAUCUUUUCCAAAGGAAUACCAUCCAAAAAUUGGAAAUCAUUCCACUGUAGCUGAUUCUUCGAAACGGGGAGAGAGAGCUAGAGAAGAAACUCACUCAAAAGAUCAUUCAAAAGAAUUUUAUGCAAAAAAAUCGCAUUCAAAAGAUUCCUAUUCUAAAGAAUCAUGUCCAAAAGAAUGUUAUGCAAAAGUUGAAGAUCAUUCCACUGACGAUCGGAGCAAGAAACGUAGAGAAGAAUCCCAUUCAAGAAAAUCUUCAGAAGCUCAUAAACAAAAAUCUUCUUCACAAACGGAAGCUCAUUCUGCUGUAGCUGAUCUUUCCAAACGUGACAAGAAACAUAGAGAAGAAUCCCAUUCAAGGGAAUCUUGUCUCAAAGAAUCUCAUUCACAAAUGAAACGUCGUUCCCCUAUAACUGAUACUUCCAAAUUUGGCAAAAAACGUAGAGAAGAAUCUCAUUCAAGAGAACAUGAUUCAAGAGAAUCUUCUACAAAAGCUUAUCAAAAAAUGGAAAGCAAUUCCACUGUAACUGAUAUUGCCAAACGAGACAAGAAAUAUAAAGAGGAAUCUCAUUCAAGAGAGUCUCCUCAAAGAAAGCCUCAUCCGAAUGAAUCCCAUUCUAAAGGAUUACAUUCAAAUCAAUCAUAUUCAAAAGAGUCUAAUCCAAAAGAGUCUCAUCUGAAAGAGUCUCAUCAAAAAAUACCUAGAGAAGAAUCAAUUCCAAGGGAGUCUCAUCUAAAAGAUUCUUAUCCAAAAGAAUCUUAUCAAAAAACCGAAAAUCAUGUUCCUUCUAAAAGGGAUAAGAAAUCCAAAGAUGAAUCAUAUCUAAGAGUGUCUUUAAAAGAAUCUUAUGCGAAAGACUCACAUCCAAAAGAAUCAUAUUCAAAAGAGUCACAUUCAAAAGACUCACAUUCAAAAGACUCGUAUUCAAAAGAUUCGUAUCGUAAAAUGGGAAAUCGUUCUCCUGUUGCUGAUUUUUCCCAACGGGGGAAAAAACCAAGAGAAGAAAUUUAUUCCAAAGAAUCCUUACGAAAAGAAUCUCAUACAAGAGAAUCUCGUCCAACAGAAUCUCGUCUAAAAGAAUAUAAUCAAAAAGAAUAUCGACGAAGAGAAUCCCAUUCAAAAGAAUCUCGUCCAAAAGAGUCUCAGUCAAGUGAGUAUAUUUCAAAAGAACAUCUUGAUCCUUCCAAAUGCGACAAGAAAACUAGAGAUGCAUCCCAUCUAAGAGAGUCUCGCCAUAAAGAAUGUUAUUCAAAGGAAUCUUACUCAAAAGAGUCCCAUCCAAGAGAGUCUCAUCUAAAAGAAUAUCGUACGAAAGAAUCUCAUCCAAAAGAAUCUUCUUUGAAACAAUCUUCUUCAAAACAAUCUCAUGCAAAAGAGUCAUCAAAACAAUCUUGUUCAAAUGAAUCUUAUUCAAGAGAAUCGUAUUCAAAAGAUUCUUAUCCUAAAAUGGGAAAUCGUUCUCCUGCAGCUGAUCGUUCCAAACAGCGCAAAAAAUCUACAGAAAGAUCUUAUUCAAGAGAAUAUCAUCCCAAAGAAUCUCAUUUUAGAGAAACUUCGAAAGAGUUUCAUUCAAAAGAGUCUUCGAAAGAGUCUCAAGAAAAGAGAGUAAAUCCUUUCAGUUCUAAACAGAGCAAGAAACCUAGAGAAGAAUCUUAUUCAAGGGAAUCGAAUUCAAGACAAUCUCACCUCAAAGAAUCUCAAUCAAGAGAAUCUUAUUCGAAGGAAUCUCAUCCAAAAAUGGAAAAUCCUUUCGCUUCUAAACAAAGCAAGAGACCUAGUGAAGAAUUCCAUUCCAGAGAAUCUAAUUCAAGACAAUCUCAUCUCAAUGAAUCUCAAUCAAGAGAAUCUUAUUCGAAAGAAUCCCAUCCAAAAAUGGAAAAUCCUUUCAGACCUAGUGAAGAAUCCCAUUCCAGAGAAUCUAAUUCAAGACAAUCUCACCUCAAAGAAUCUCAAUCAAGAGAAUCUUAUUCGAAAGAAUCGCAUCCAAAAACUGAAAAUCCUUUCGCUUCUAAACAAAGUAAGAAACCUAGUGAAGAAUCCCAUUCUAGAGAAUCUAAUUCAAGACAAUCUCAUCUCAAAGAAUCUCAAUCAAGAGAAUCUUAUUCGAAAGAAUCUAAUCCAAAAAUGACGAAUCCUUUCACUUCUAAACAAAGCAAGAAACCUACUGAAGAGUCUCAUCCAAGAGAAUAUCUAAAAGAAUCUAACUCAAAGGAAUAUCGUACAAAAGUGGAGAAUCAUUCCUCUGCAGCUGAUCUUUUCAAACAGGGAAAGAAACGUAGGGAAGAAUCUGAUCCAAGAGAGUUUUAUCCAAAAGAAACCUAUCUUAAUGUGAAAAAAGAUUCGCCUGUAAUUGAUCUUUCCGAAAAGGUCAAGAAAGCUAAAAGAGAAUCUCUCCCAAACGAAUCUCAUCAGAAAGAAGUUUAUUCAAACGAAUCCCAUUCAAAGUUAGAAAAUCAAUUUCCAGUAACUGAUCUUUCCAAACGAGAAAAGAAACCUCAAGAAUACUCUUAUUCAAAACAUUCUCAUCCAAAAGAUUCUUAUCCUAGAGAGCCUAAUACAAAAGAAUCGCAUUCCAGAGGGUCUCAAACAAAAGAAUCUCAUCCUCGAGAGUCUUUUUCGAAAGAAUCGCAUUCUAAAGAGUCCUAUUCAAAAGAAUCGCAUUCUAAAGAAUCUUAUUCCAAAGAAUCGCAUUCGAAAGAGUCUUGUUUAAAAGAAUCGCAUUCUAAAGAGUCUUAUUCAAAAGAAUCGCAUUCUAAAAAGUCUCAUCCAAAAGAAUCGAACUCCAAAAUGAGAAAUGAGUCUCCAAUUGCUGAUCUAUCCAAACGUUCCAAAAAACCUAUAGAAGAAUCUCAUCCCAGAGAAUCUCUUAAAAAUGAAUCUUAUUCGAAAAUGGAAAGUCAUUGUCCCGUAGCUGAUAUUUCCAAACUUUCCAGAAAGCCCAGAGAAGAAUCUAAUCCAAGAGUUUCUCAUCCAAAGGAAUCGUAUUCAAAUGAAUCUCAUUCGAAAGGAUCUUAUUCGAAAGAGUCUUAUUCAAAAGGAUCUUAUUCGAAAGAAGGUCAUUCAAGAAUGGAAAAUCAUUGCCCCGAAGGAUCUGAUCCUUCCAAACAUGACAAAAAACAUAGAGAAGAAUCUGAUCCAAGACAAUCUCAUAAAAAGGAACCUUACACAAAAGAGUCUCAUCCAACAGAUCUCUCCAAACUUGGAUAUCUAGAGAAGAAACAUAGGGAAGAAUCUCAUCCAAGAACAUCUAAUCCAGAGGAGUCUCCUGAAAAGGAAACUUAUCUAAUGGAAUCUUAUCCAAUGCACCCUCUCGAAAAGGAAACUUAUCCUAAAGAUUUUCAUUCAAAUAUAGAUAAUCAUUCCAAAGUACAAGAUGAUAAAAUCGCACCUGAAGUGAAAUCUCCUUCGGCCAAACAUUCCUCCAGAAGGAGCCGAAAACCAAAAGACUUUCCACUCGAAAAAGAAGAGAAAGUCCCCUUGAAGAAGAAGUCAUCGGAGAAUCCCUUCAGUAACGCCAAAAGAAUGAAAAUCUCUGAAUCUCAUCCAGAAACUACUCAAAUCUCGAGUAAUCUCGACAUCGAAACUCGAAAAUCGACAGAAAAUCGACAGCCCGUACCCCUAAAUCCGCCACUACCCAAAGGUGAUCCUACUCCUGUGCCUCUUCCACCUCCCAUGGAGCAACCACCACUGCCCACAAAUCCACCUCCUCCUCGUCCUCCCUCCCCACCACCAGCACCGCCGAAACGCAAGGCCAUCAGGAAGAGGACGACGGAGACUCGACCCAAGGAUGUGCCAAUUUUAAUGGAGGCCGUUGAAUCCUACUCGAAGAGCAAGAAGGUGGACACCAAAGCAUCCAAGAAACCUCCACAGAACAAAAAGAAAUCGGACCCUUCCAAUAAAAAGGCAUCCAAUUCCAAGCCAGAGGCAGCUAAGAAGGCAAAAAAGCGCAAGAUGUUUGAUCCACUUCCGGUUCUCCGUCCGAAGAAGAAGUAUCCUGAAUUCCUGAUGAAGGACCCCAUACCAAGGUGCAGUUUCAAAAUUCCGAAAAUCGGAAAUCAGCCACCAGUUGAGCUAAAAAAUAAUUCAAUGCUCGAGAAGGAAACUGUGGAGGACACGUCCUCGCGAAGAAUGUCACAACAAACUUACCAAACCAGGCGAAUGGAGUCCAAUAAUGCCAACCAGGCUGUAAACGAAAAGGGGGUAACAUCCGAAAAUAAUAGGAAUAAUAUGAUCGCUGUGCCGGAAACUAAAAAUCAAAAUUCUCAAGGACCCAGUAGUUCAAAGAUUAAAGAAGAUAUUGAAAAGACAAACGGCGUGGAUCUUUUUCGAAAGCCAACUUCAAAAAACUCAAAGGCAAAAUCCAAACACAUCCGGAACAUAGAACGGCUCAUUUGUAGUGCCUUUGAUGGACGCAAGUACAGGACUCUCCGGGACAUCCGGGCACGCACCAACCUCUCGAAAGACUGCAUCCGCCGUGUGCUUCGAAAGAUCGCCAAAAUCAAGCGCACCAAGUGGCGCAUCAGCGUGUUCUAUCUGGAGGCCUAUCAUACCGAGGUGUACGGCGUCCCUCACACUAAGAAAUACAAGCCGCUGGCACUGAAUAGACUGUAUCGCCAGGUGAUUAGUUGCUUCGAUGGUCGAAAGUUUCUGCGCAUGGAGGACAUGGUCGAGAAGACGGGUCUGCCCGAGUCCCAGGUGCGUUCCGCCCUGAAGAUGAUCGGACGCAAGCGCUCCACCAAGUGGCGCCUCCUCGACUACCAGAAGCCGGAGGUUCACAUCCAUCGCGGCCAUCGCAGAAUUAAUCGUGGCGACUCCUCUGACGAUUACUAAACUGCAUUUUCAAUGUUUCACUUUCAACAUUUCAAGUUAUAUUUCCAGUUGCACUUUCAGUUGCCAGUUCCAGUUACAAGUUCCUUUUAUUUGCCUUUUUAUCCAUUUUAAUUGGAUUGAAAAUUUAUUGAAAUUAUAUAUAAUAUUAAAUUACUAACAU
Molecule: messenger RNA, 13116 nt
Organism: Drosophila ananassae
Lineage: Eukaryota; Metazoa; Arthropoda; Insecta; Diptera; Drosophilidae
Exons: 9
Coding region: 69-12956 (4295 amino acids)
Source: RefSeq, a predicted model, not a curated record